Chionomys nivalis (European snow vole) is the source of this 3681-nucleotide messenger RNA. RefSeq names its product monoamine oxidase A (gene Maoa). The record is from RefSeq and is a predicted model, not a curated record. Gene Ontology annotation, molecular function: oxidoreductase activity. The transcript is spliced from 15 exons. Lineage: Eukaryota; Metazoa; Chordata; Mammalia; Rodentia; Cricetidae. Bases 178 to 1755 code for a protein of 525 amino acids.
GCUCCCCUUGUCGUUGCACAAGGGCCUGCUCCGCCCUCAGGGCCGGGCUCCCCCUGGGUACGGGUAGAAAGAUCGGCUCCGCCCCCAGACACUAGGCUAGGGGCCGUACAAGGGUCUGUUCCACCCUGGGCGGUCCCCUCUUUUAAACGCAAGUCUUCGGAGAAUCUCACUCAAACCAUGACGAGUCUGGAGAAGUCUAACAACGCAGGCCACAUGUUCGACGUAGUCGUGAUUGGAGGCGGCAUCUCAGGAUUGGCUGCUGCCAAACUCUUGUCUGAAUAUAAAAUUAAUGUCUUGGUUUUGGAAGCUCGUGAUAGAGUUGGAGGAAGAACAUAUACUGUGAGGAAUGAGCAUGUUAAAUGGGUAGAUGUUGGCGGAGCCUAUGUGGGACCAACCCAGAACAGAAUUUUACGCUUGUCUAAAGAGCUAGGCAUAGAGACUUAUAAAGUGAAUGUCAAUGAGCGUCUAGUUCAAUAUGUCAAGGGGAAAACUUACCCAUUUCGUGGUGCGUUUCCACCUGUGUGGAAUCCCUUGGCAUAUUUGGAUUAUAACAAUCUGUGGAGGACAAUGGACGAAAUGGGAAAAGAGAUCCCUGUUGAUGCACCAUGGCAAGCAAGACAUGCUGAGGAAUGGGACAAGAUGACCAUGAAAGAUCUCAUUGAUAAAAUCUGCUGGACAAAAACUGCUCGGGAAUUUGCUUCUCUUUUUGUGAACAUCAAUGUGACUUCUGAGCCUCAUGAGGUAUCCGCCCUGUGGUUCUUGUGGUAUGUGAAGCAGUGUGGUGGCACCACUCGGAUAUUCUCAGUCACCAAUGGAGGCCAGGAACGAAAAUUUGUAGGUGGAGCUGGCCAAGUAAGUGAAAAGAUGAUGGAUCUUCUUGGGGAUAAAGUGAAACUGAACUCUCCUGUUACUUAUAUUGACCAAACAGAUGACAACAUCAUUGUAGAGACACUGAAUCAUGAACACUAUGAGUGUAAAUAUGUAAUUAGUGCCAUUCCACCAACUUUGACUGCCAAGAUACACUUCAAGCCAGAGCUUCCACCUGAGAGAACCCAGUUAAUUCAGCGUAUUCCGAUGGGGGCUGUCAUCAAGUGCAUGGUAUAUUACAAGGAAGCCUUCUGGAAGAAAAAGGACUAUUGUGGAUGCAUGAUAAUUGAAGAUGAGGACGCACCAAUUGCAAUCACUCUGGAUGACACCAAACCAGAUGGAUCAGUGCCUGCCAUCAUGGGCUUCAUACUUGCCCGGAAAGCUGAUCGACUUGCUAAACUACAUAAAGAAAUAAGGAAGAGGAAAAUCUGUGAGCUCUAUGCCAAAGUUCUGGGAUCUCAAGAAGCUUUACAUCCAGUCCAUUAUGAAGAGAAGAACUGGUGUGAAGAGCAGUACUCUGGAGGUUGCUACACAGCCUACUUCCCUCCCGGCAUCAUGACACAGUAUGGAAGGGUGAUUCGCCAGCCAGUGGGCAGAAUUUACUUUGCAGGCACGGAGACAGCUACACAGUGGAGUGGUUACAUGGAAGGAGCAGUCCAAGCUGGAGAACGAGCAGCUAGAGAGGUCUUGAAUGCUCUAGGAAAAGUUGCCAAGAAAGACAUAUGGGUUCAAGAGCCUGACUCUAAGGAUGUUCCAGCAUUUGAAAUUACCCACACCUUCUUGGAGAGGAACCUGCCUUCCGUGCCAGGGCUACUAAAGAUCACUGGUUUUUCCACCUCUGUGGCUCUUCUCUGCUUUGUAUUGUACAAGUUUAAACUGCUGCCGUGAUCCUGAAUUUUUUUCACCCUCAGGCCUCCUGCUUGAUCAUCCUUAGCACCAUCACCAUUAAAAGAAAAAUGUGGAUGAAUUACAGCCUGGGUCACUGGGCCAUUCAAGUGCACUUGAUUUAACCCUCCUCAGUUUAAUCUCGGUCUUUGUAAAGUGAUAACAAUGCAAAGAAUCACCUAGCUAAUUUUAGUAAGAUUAAGUUUCAUUCUGUUUAUUACACUAAUUUGUGUUUGCUGGUAGAAUAAAAUCCUGUGAGUAUUUGAUUUCAAAAAGGUGAAAUACUUGUGAGGAAUAAUUUCUGGGUUCUGUUUUUCUUGCCUUUAACGCAAAAUAGUUGAUGGUUUCAGAAAUAAAACAUUUGACUUAUUGUGAUUUUCAUGUAGCUACCCAAAUGUGCAGAAUAAAAUGGUGGCUGAAAUGUUCUCUAGGUAUCCUCACUGACCAGUUCCAUGUGAGACAAACUACAAUAGGUACUUUCUUUUCUAAACUGUAUCUAAACAUGAAUUGGCCCUUGUAAGUAACAUUCUGUGCUGAUUUAAAGAAAGUAGCAUUUUUUCAUAGAAUUGGAUCCCUAAACCACCUGUGUCUUCAAUGUGGUUAAAUAUUAGUAUGUAUGCCAUUUUCUCUCAAGUACCGAAGGACACAUAAAAUUUUCUCUAUUGUUAUUUAUUGAGACAGUCAAAUACAGAAAUAAAAUUAAGGCUCAAUCUGAUAACAUUACUUGUUUUAAUUAUUAGGUUUUAUGACAACAAUUAAAUUAAAUGAUUUUAUAUACCCAGAUUGAGUUCUUGAUCUUAGAAGUAUUGAGUAUUGUGAGCCUGGAAUUGUACCUAUCUAUUCUCUUUUCUAUUUGAAAAAAAAAAAUACUGUCAAUUAAAAGAAAAAAAAAAACACUUUCCAUAGGUUUCAACCACAAAGCCCUUCCUCUUUUAAAAAAAUAUAAACAUAUUUUUUAUUUAAGAAAAAUUAAAAGAUUGCUAGCACAUGCCAGUCAACCCAAGUUUAUUACACUAGAUUUGUCCUAAAUACAAACUUAAACCUCUGGAUGAUGAUGUGAGGACUUGAGAUAUUUAAAGUUUUGCCCAUUCUAAGAGCAAAGAUCUAGUUUUUCUGCCCUGCUUUAUCUUGUAAUUCAAAAGCAUUUUAACUAACUUAAAAGAUUCAGUGAUGUCUUAUUCUCCAGUACAUAAGGAGUUGCCUGGGUUCAUAUCAAACUGCAGUGAGAAUUCUCAUCACUAAUCUGUUAGAGUUGUGUGUAUUAACUUACUGAUUAACUCAGCCCUGACACACCUUGAGAAAUGAUUUAAACAGCUGAACUGGCAAUGGUUCUAACAGUAUUCAGAUUAUUAGCAUUGAACUAUUGAACGUUGAAAAUCUCCUGACUUUGCAGUUUACCCUCUUCUGCUUCUUAGAAAUCCAAUUAAUCCAUCCUAAUGAUAUCAAUCCUAUUAAGCUACAGCUUGGGUAUUAAAAUGAUUUCUAGUACAGAUGCACUUUGAUAUGUAAUGAGAGUUGAGAAACACCAUACAUGAGGUUGUCUACCACAAAGAUAUAACAUAGAUCUUUUCUCUAUGACAGAGGAAAAAAAAGUCAUUUUAAGAGGUUGAUAAUCCUAAUCCCCUUCGCAGUUCUGAAUACCAGUUGGCCUUUUUAAUAAUUAGGAUGAGAAUUAGAUAUAAGAAGUACACCUUUUUGUCACAGCUGUUAAAUAUGGACUCAUUAUGAUGAAAAAAGUUAAACUUUACUGAAAGACCGUGAACUUUAUUUUGCUUGAUGAUUGUGAACUUGGUGCCCAAUGUUCCAUGUCCAAUGUUGGCCCCAGUGCUACAUGUGAAUGUUUGUCUAUGUAUAUGAUUUGACACUGAAGUAAGAUUUUGUCUGUAUGGUACUGGGUUUUGUUGUUAAUAAAAUGUGAUGCCACCUUCA